GCCCGGGAAGUUUGCAGCGGCCUGAGAAGUUUCCUUGGCCCGGCGCGGGGGCGCGGGGAUGCAGCGCGAGCCGCCUCUGAGGGUCCGUUCCGGGAACCAGCCGUGGCCGGAGCCCGCUAUGCAGCCAGCCGGAGGAGGGGGCAGCGGGGCCGGAGCGUGGGCCCACAGCCGCGCGGCGCUGGAGCAGCUGGAGACGCAGCUACGCUGCUCGCGCUGUAUCAAUAUCCUGAGGGAACCUGUGUGCUUAGGCGGAUGUGAACAUAUCUUCUGCAGUACGUGCGUGGGCGACUACAUCGGUUCAGAAUGUCCAGUGUGUCACACACCUGCCUGGAUACAGGAUGUGAAGAUAAACCGACAGUUAGACAGCAUGAUCCAGCUGUGCAGCAAACUUCGGAAUCUGUUACACAACACCUCGGCUACAGGUGUAGAAGAAAGUACACCUGGGACAAGAACCUCACCAGGUGAAGAUGAAAACAAGAAAUUCAUAAAAAUGUGGUUUAGCCCUCGUAGCAAGAAGGUCCGAUAUGUUCUAAAUAAAACUUCAGUACAGACCCAGCCGCAGCCAGUUGAGAAUGAGCAGGUUUAUCAAGCUUUUGAAUUUUGUUCCUCAUCUCUUGAGAGAGACUCUCCGCAGAGGCCUAAAAAAAUAGUCAGAAAACCCAGAAAAAAGCAGAAAAAGAGAAGUUUAGCUGAAAUUAAUCAAGAAUGGAAUUUGGAGGAGGAAAAGCAGAAAGAAGUCCUUGAAUUUGAUCAGACUGCCAGCGAGAAACUCAAAGAAAAGUCCGUCUCAUUCUGUAUCCAGCCCUCUGUCCUCGGGACCCCAGAACUAAAUGGUGGUAUAGAUUUAGUAAGUUGUGCCUCUCUCACAGAGGCCAGUCCUUCUGAGAAGAUGAGUGAGCUCUGCCCAUCAUUGCUCAUGCAAGUAGAUUCUAGAGAAGUUGAUAGAGAUAGUGAGAUAGCAUCAUCUCAUGUGGAAUCUCUUGGUGAGGUCAGUUUUAUAUCAGAGGCAUCCCUGCCAUUGAAUAAUGGUGGGAAAAGUGAGAGGCAGCCCUCUGACUCCUUUGUGGUGCCUGUUUCCAAAAGACAAAGAAGAAGAAGCCAGCAGAGAGUCAGAAGAACAUCUGUUGGUCAAGAUAACCCCACAGAGUCAUUACCCUCAUCUGAAGAAAAUGCCUCAUCUCCCACAUCCAGAUGUAUAGUUGAUGACCCAUCAGUAACAGCAAGGAUUAGUGAUGUAUUAAAUGACUCUAUUAGCUUUUCCCCCUCAAAAUCUUCUGGGACUCCAUCAUCAUCCAUAAUGAAUAGCCCUUGUCGACAGUGGGUGGUGUGUAGCCCUUCUGCUGUGAAGCUGUCUCCUACCAGCCCCAUGACCAUCAAGAGAAACCAUAGAGGAGAGACCAUGCUCCAUAUUGCUUCUAUUAAGGGUGACAUACCAUCUGUUGAACACCUCCUCCAAAAUGGAAGUGACCCAAAUGUUAAAGACCAUGCUGGAUGGACUCCACUGCACGAAGCCUGUAAUCAUGGACAUCAGAAGGUUGUGGAGCUACUGUUACAGCACAAGGCUUUGGUAAACACCACUGGCUAUCAGAAUGACUCGCCACUCCACGACGCGGUCAGGAAUGGGCACGUGAGCAUCGCCAAGUUAUUACUCUCUCAUGGAGCCUCCCGCGAUGCUGUAAACAUAUUUGGUCUCCGGCCUGUGGAUUAUGCUGAAACUGAAGCUAUGAGAUCCGUAUUGUCGCUGCCUGAGGAGAAUAAAAUACCCGAAACUAGCCAUUGCUCAGGACGUAUGAAUACUAACCAGAGAAGAGAUGACCUUCUUGUACUAUUAAGCAGUGGCCUCACCUCAGAUCAGCAACAGUUACUAAGUGAGCUUGCAAAAGUACUUAAGGCUAAAAAGUGUACUGAGUUUAACAGCACAGUCACUCACAUCAUUGUUCCUGGUGAUACAGUCCAAAGAACCAUGAAAUGUAUUCUUGGUAUCAUCAGUGGAUGCUGGAUUCUAAAAUUUGAUUGGGUAAAAGCCUGUCUAGAAAACAGAAUGUGUGAACCAGAGGAAAAGUACGAAAUGCCCGGUGGUCCACAGAGAAGCAGGCUCAACAGAGAACAGCUGCUGCCAAAGUUAUUUGAUGGCUGCUACUUCUAUUUUGAGGGAACUUUCAAGCAUCAUUCCAAGGAUGAGCUUAUCAAGCUAGCCAGAGCAUCUGGAGGGCACAUCCUCAAUAGAAAGCCAAAACCAGACAGUGAUGUGACUCAGACGAUCAAUACGGUGUCGUACCAUGCCAGACCUGACUCCGAUCAGCGGUUCUGCACACAGUAUAUCAUCUAUGAUGCUUUCUCUAAUUAUCACCCAGAGAGGGUCCGUCAGGGCAAAGUCUGGAUGGCUCCUUCCAACUGGUUUAUAGACUGCUUGAUGUCAUUUCAGGUGCUUCCUGUUACCAAGUGAAAGCCACAUCCUCCCCCAACAGGGUUGGGGCAGAUACAUGGCAUCCGUACCUAACAACUGUUGACCACUCACUUUCUUACAAAGAAGUUGGCACCGUACAAGGUUUUUCUGAGUCAAAUUUUAAAAAUCUUAUUUUGUUAUUGCUUAUGGAUGAACAUUAGAAUUCAGUCCCUGUUUCCCAUUUAGAUACUGUGAAUGCUUUGAAAAGGUGUUUCUUCAAGAGACCUUUGGUUUGGUAUUCAUUAUGGCAUUCUACUAAAAUCAUCAGCUUUCUGUGAUCAAUGAGAAUAUAUCAGAACCAUUGGUGAGAUAUAUGCAAGUUGUAUCAUUACUGUCAAGCCACUUAAUGGGCUUUGAUGAAAAACCCACACCUGCCAUAAUGAGUAGUUAAGUGUCAUGCAGGAGGCAGGGAAUUUUGUGAAAAGAAUGAUUCUGGAAAUGCUCGAGUGAAAAUGCAGAGAAAGUACAUAUUUGAUCCAGCUAAUCACAGAUUUUAAAUGCUUGACUAUCUCUUCUUGUGUCUGUGUCGACCUUCCACGUGUUCAUGCAUUUGGUCUUAUUAUUAUUUACUUGGUUGUCUGUCAGUAUUUUACUAUUGGCGGGGGGAGGGGGAAUCAAGAUCCUAAAACAGUUAUUUGUGUGCUUGUGUAUGUUGAGAAAAUCAACAGUGAGCCAGUGCCCUUUUAUGUAAUGAUUUGUUAUUAAUUGACUUAUAUUAUGAAGUUAUUCUGUAUAUCUGAAAAAUGUUUCUAUAGCACUUGGUGAAUCUCAUUUCAAUCUCAGUUUUAAUUUCUUGUCAGGUCAUAAACAGUGGUCAUAACAUUUAGAGAUGAUUUUAUAUAAUAAAUAGA
This is a messenger RNA of Dromiciops gliroides (monito del monte), 3297 nucleotides long. RefSeq names its product BRCA1 associated RING domain 1 (gene BARD1). The record is from RefSeq and is a predicted model, not a curated record. Lineage: Eukaryota; Metazoa; Chordata; Mammalia; Microbiotheria; Microbiotheriidae. The transcript is spliced from 11 exons. Bases 59 to 2446 code for a protein of 795 amino acids. Gene Ontology annotation, molecular function: protein binding.